Molecule: messenger RNA, 1533 nt
Organism: Penicillium atrosanguineum
Lineage: Eukaryota; Fungi; Ascomycota; Eurotiomycetes; Eurotiales; Aspergillaceae
Exons: 9
Coding region: 1-1533 (510 amino acids)
Biological process (GO): thiamine biosynthetic process
Cellular component (GO): cytosol
Molecular function (GO): hydroxymethylpyrimidine kinase activity; phosphomethylpyrimidine kinase activity; thiaminase activity
Source: RefSeq, a predicted model, not a curated record
AUGUCAGUCAAGCGGGUCCUAGUCAUUGCGGGAUCUGAUAGCUCUGGUGGCGCGGGCUUGGAAGCCGAUCAAAGAGUUCUAGCCGCCCAUGGCUGCUAUGCUCUCACUGCCACAACGGGCUUGACGGCCCAGAACACACUCGGUGUGCAAGACAUCUUCGUCAUCCCAGCCGAGUUCGUCAGAAAGCAGAUCAAUGCUGGUUUGGAAGAUGUCGGUGCCGAUGUGGUCAAACUCGGUAUGCUGUCGUCUGCCGAGACGAUUGAUGUCAUCGCGGAAACAUUGCAAACCCAUCGAGUUCCCUCAAUUGUCCUCGAUCCGGUCAUGGUGUCCACGAGUGGAUCGCAGCUGCUCCCUGAGAAGGCCGUUAAAGGGCUCCGCACGAAACUGCUUCCGCUUACGACAAUCUUAACCCCGAACAUUCCCGAAGCACAGCUCUUGCUCAAGGAUGCGGGAGCAGAAGCUCCGGAGCCAGCGGAUCUUGACGGCAUGGUUGAACUGGCCAAGAAAAUCUGUUCGCUAGGCCCCAAGGCAGUGCUCCUCAAGGGUGGCCAUAUCCCUCUGACCAAGGAACACAAGACUGCCAAAAACCCGCAAGAAGCGACCACGGUCAUCGACAUUCUUUUUGAUGGAGAAAAAGCAACUCUGUUCGAGACAGACUACUUAGUCUCGAAGAACACGCACGGCACCGGCUGCUCACUCGCCUCGGCAAUCGCCGCCAACCUGGCCCAAGGAAAAGACAUGGUGAGAGCUGUUCGCAGCGCCGUGCGAUUCGUCGAAGCGGGAAUCAAGACCAGCACCGACUUGGGUAAAGGAAGUGGGCCUAUCAACCAUUUCCACUCGAUCUACACUAUGCCCUUUGCACCUGGCCGGUUCCUGGAAUACAUUAUGGAUCGCCCGGACGUCCAGCAAAUUUGGCAGAAAUUCACCCAUCACGAUUUUGUUGAGGGUCUGGGCAAGGGUACGCUUCCUGUACAGAGAUUCAAAGAGUAUCUUGUGCAGGACUAUCUCUACCUGGUCCAAUUCGCUCGCAGUAAUGCACUUGCAUCGUACAAGGCCAAGAGCAUGGACUCAAUAGCAGCAUCCGCUCAAAUCGUUCUACAUAUCGAGCGAGAGAUGGCUCUGCAUGUGGAUUACUGCGCUUCCUUCGGUCUCUCCAAAGCGGAGAUGCUGGCCCACAAGGAGACUAUUGCAUGUACCGCGUACAGCCGAUACAUUCUCGACGUAGGACAAUCGGAAGAUUGGCUCGCACUGCAAAUGGCUCUUGCACCUUGUCUUAUCGGAUACGGUGCUAUUGCCAAACGACUCCACACCGAUUCCGAGACUCUCCGUGAAGGAAACCAGUUCUGGAAGUGGAUUGAGAACUACGUCGCCGAGGACUAUUCCGAAGCCGUGCGACUCGGAUCAGAAUUGCUAGAAAGUCACAUGAAGCUGGUAUCCCCCAGUCGCAUGGAAGAGUUGAUCAAGAUUUUCAUCCGGGCUACGGAGCUGGAGAUUAGUUUCUGGGAUAUGGGUCUAAGCGAUAAGAAGGUGUGA